AAUGGCGCUGCCCCCGGCCGCCGCGCCCCCCGCCGGGGCCCGGGAGCCGCCGGGGCCCCGCGUCGCCGCCACCGAGCCGCCGCUCGGCCUGCAGCAGCUGUCGGCGCUGCGGCCGGAGCCGGGCGGGGUCCCGCUGCACUCGCCCUGGACCUUCUGGCUCGACAGAUCCCUCCCUGGUGCCACGGCAGCUGAGUGUGCAUCAAAUCUGAAGAAAAUCUACACAGUACAAACAGUACAGAUAUUCUGGAGUGUGUACAAUAAUAUCCCUCCGGUGACCAGCCUGCCUUUGAGAUGUAGUUAUCAUUUAAUGAGAGGAGAGAGGCGACCACUUUGGGAAGAGGAGAGUAAUGCAAAGGGUGGCGUAUGGAAGAUGAAAGUUCCCAAGGACAGCACGUCCACAGUUUGGAAAGAGUUGUUGUUAGCAACUAUCGGGGAACAGUUCACAGAUUGUGCCGCAGCAGAUGACGAAGUAAUAGGAGUUAGUGUCAGUGUUCGGGACCGAGAAGAUGUCGUCCAGGUCUGGAAUGUAAAUGCCUCCUUAGUCGGUGAAGCGACUGUUUUAGAAAAGAUCUAUGAACUUCUGCCCCACAUAACAUUUAAAGCAGUAUUUUAUAAACCCCAUGAAGAGCAUCAUGCUUUUGAAGGUGGACGUGGAAAACACUAAUUGCACUCUGUAAAGAAUUCUUUGUCCUUUGCUGAUUGGUUUUGGAAACGGUCUUAACAGGAGGGAGAGUGAAGAGAAGACAUGCCGAAGCCCGAUGCUGGUCAAUUUAGAGUGGGUUUCUGUCCUUGCAGAUUGGGCAAUUAGGACUCAAAGUGGCAGGUGGGGUGGGGGGGAGAUUGUGUGGGUUUCUACCGUCACAUUAUUUGCUUUAAAAAAAAAAUUUUUUUUUGGCUUUCUAAAUUCUCCGUUCUUUUCAGUCUGAAUUUUUUUUUUUUUUUGCCCUUUAAAAUUCCUUAUUCAGUCUAAUUAUUGUUUUCUACACUCCCCUUUCAUUGAGGCACAAGAAAUUGGUUUCCCUUUAAGUAGCUCUGCUGUACCUAGUUAAUGAGAAUAUGCAUAAUCAUGACAAUACUGGUUUUGAAAACCACACUGUACGAGGAGGAAUACUAGCUUGGUGAAACCUGUCUUCUGAUUAUUUGUUGUGACACAUUCCUACGUACCAUGAGCUGGGCAUUGUUUUUUUCUGUCCCACGGAAAAGAAAAACCAUACUUAAUCUGAUUUUGCACUGACAGCACACACAUCUUUUAUUUUUCCUUUUUAAAACUUUUUUUUUUUUGUUAGUGAUAAAGAGAAAAAAAAAUAGUUGGGUUGCCUAACAUGAACACCGUAAUCGCACAGUUCAGUAUCAGGAUAUAAAUCAAACUCUAGGUCUUUGGAUCCUCUGUGGAAAUAUUUCUAACCAGAAUUUCAAUUUGGCCUUUUCAAUGAAAGGCUUAGAGCGGUAGCAAGGGAUUUCUCUCAGUAGGAAACCUGAUAUCUCUGAUUCAAAGAGGAGGUGAUAUUUUAAUUGUUUGAAUUAAGCUUCUUCCAAAGUUUGGGUGUGUUUACCCACUUAGGGCUUUCCAAAUCAAUUCUAACACGUUUUGUUACAUGAUCCCCUUUUCCUGCUCACGUUGUAUGUCAUUUCUAAUAAUCGACCGUCCUCCAACCUGGGCAGCUUUCUCUGCCACUGUUCAUUUAGGAGCAGGAAGUUAAAUCUCAUUUCCAGGAUGAAUAUGAACAUUCACAACGUUGAACUUUGAGUGCAUUCUGUUCAUAUUCAUCAUUGGAAUUGUUGCUACGUAUUGUAUUAUACUACCAAAGAAAUACUGAUUUUAGUAAAAAGACAGGGCCACCCUCUGGAACAUUGAGACUCCCUCAGAAUGUGCCAAUUUCCCUCUCUUGCCUUUGCCAAGCCUCUGGCUGUUUUUGCCUGCUAAAAGGGCAGGGCCAUUUGCAGAGGCCUCCUUAGGAUGGCUUGUUUUUGGAGUCACGGGAGCUUGUGCGUGCUUAUACAUUUUUCAAAAGGGCGGUGCACCCAGAAUUUUCAUUGCACCCAGGAUUUUUAAUUCCUCUUGCAGUGCUGACCAGCAGAAGGUGGUGGGGCUACUUUUAGCCUCCAACAUGUGUUUGUAAAUAAAAUUCUCCACUGAAACAUUUUAAAGAACUUUCACCAAUAUCUUUUUAUCAAAGUUGUGCCCUUCACUUGCUUUACUAGCCAUAUCAACUAUAAUCAUCAUCAUCAUAGUUUUAAAAAAAAUGCUCUUUUCUAAACUUGAGUUUUUUCAGUGAUUUCAAAAUGAGGUAUAAAGAUAUCAGACUCAUUUAGCAAAAGCCUGGGACUUGUUUCUCUAAACAUUGUACUAACAUUCAUCUUGUUUUAAAAUUAUUCCUGAAGGAUUUUUUAAAAAAAACUCUGGACAUGAAUUAAAAUUCUUUUUUAUAAGAUAGGUAUUUUUCUGAUAGAUUAGAAAAAAAGGAUAUAAUUGACUUCACUAUAAUUGUCAUAUAUAUUUCCAUAAGUAAAUGGAUUUUGAGGUAUUUUUAUUUUUUGAAUCUUAUUUAAAGCAUUUGUGAUGACAUGUUCAACUUUUGCAUGUAUGUAGCCAUUGAAGUAAAAAUAAAAUAAAAUAAAUAGGAAUGUUAGGCUCA
Molecule: messenger RNA, 2636 nt
Organism: Lemur catta (Ring-tailed lemur)
Lineage: Eukaryota; Metazoa; Chordata; Mammalia; Primates; Lemuridae
Gene: EIF4E3
Product: eukaryotic translation initiation factor 4E family member 3
Exons: 7
Coding region: 2-664 (220 amino acids)
Biological process (GO): translational initiation
Cellular component (GO): eukaryotic translation initiation factor 4F complex
Molecular function (GO): RNA 7-methylguanosine cap binding; translation initiation factor activity
Source: RefSeq, a predicted model, not a curated record